Molecule: messenger RNA, 360 nt
Organism: Rotaria sp. Silwood2
Lineage: Eukaryota; Metazoa; Rotifera; Eurotatoria; Philodinida; Philodinidae
Source: the annotation of a GenBank genome assembly
AUGUCUCAAAUCGAAAAACUCCUUUCUGUAAAACGAAAACCAAUGAUCCACAAUGAAGGUUACAUCUAUACUGUAGAACGUACAGCAACGACAAAAUUGAUCUUUCGAUGUCAGAAGCGAGAUUCUCGUUGUCAUGCCAAUUUAUCCAUUAACGCAUUUCUUUUACCACCAACAUCACAUUCUCAUGCUUCACCACCUGAUUGUAUUCCAGCUAUGCAAUUGAAAAAUGAUAUUAAAGCUCGUGCUGCAACGACAGAUGAAUCCACCAGCUCAGUUCUUCAUUCGGCCUUACGUACAUAUCCACUAAGUGCCGUUGGGGCACUUCCAAGAAAUGAAGCACUUAUGCUAAUGAUUCGAUAA